AUGCCACAACCUUCUACAAAUUGGAGUGCAGUAGUUGAUAACAGGUUGAUAUUCGAACAUCAACAACUGCAUAAUGAGGCACAACAGACAGAUGCAGAAAUUAUUAUUGAUCGCCUCAACAAUGAUCAACGAACAACCUAUGAUGCAAUCACUUCCUCAGUCUUUGAAAAUAAAGGAACUAUUUUCUUUUUGAAUGGAGGUGCCGGAACAGGGAAAACGUUUUUGUACAAUGCGAUUGCAUUAAAGUGUCGCAGCCUUGGCCAUAUUGUUAUUACUGUGGCUUCAUGUGGAAUUGCAUCAUUGUUAUUGGUAGGAGGUCGUACUGCUCAUUCAACUUUUUCCAUUCCGUUGGAUGUAUUGGAAAAUUCAAUUUGUGGAUUUAGCAAGCAAUCAUUACAAGCAGAAUUGUUUAGAGAAACAAAACUUAUUAUCUGGGAUGAAGUUCCUAUGCAGCAUAGACAUUGUGUUGAGGCAGUUGAUCGCACACUUCGAGACACUUGUGAUAGUGAAAAGCCAUUUGGGGGUAUCACUGUUGUUCUUGGUGGAGAUUUUCGACAAAUCUUACCAGUUAUAACCAAAGGAGUCCGUGAGCAAAUUAUUGGGACAAAUCCUCAGGAAAUUGUUAAACUUCCAUCAACAAUACACAAAUGCCAAGAUCUAAAGGACAUAAUCUCAGUAGUUUAUCCGCAACUGGAUGUGGCAAUGACAUCGACUGCAACAUUUUUAACUGAACGUACAAUUCUUUCUGCACGGAAUGAUGAUGUCAGUGCUAUCAAUACUGCAACAUUGAAUAUUUUUCCCGGCAACACACACACUUAUUUGGCAGCAGACAAGAUGUCUGAAGAUGAUGAAAUUGAUCAUCCUCCUGGGCUACCGGCUUUUAAGGUAGAGUUGAAAGUGGGUUGUCCUAUAAUGAUGUUAAGAAAUAUUGCACCAAAAGAUGGACUGUGCAAUGGCACAAGAUUGAUGGUUUCUAGAUGCAAUACUCGCAUAAUUGAAGCUCAAAUUUUAACGGGAGAAAAAUGUGGCAAUUUGGUAUUCAUACCAAGGAUAUCCUUGACACCGUCUUCUUCAGAAAUGCCUUUUCGAAUGACAAGACGUCAAUUUCCAGUUCGAUUGGCAUAUGUCCUGACCAUUAAUAAGUCUCAAGGACAAUCUGUGAAAUUUGUUGGAGUUUAUUUGCGCACACCAGUGUUUAGUCAUGGGCAAUUGUAUGUGGCCCUAUCUAGAUACACAUCCUUUGAUCGUAUAAGUGUCCUCCUUCCCAAUGAUGAGCCAGAUUCUACUACAAACAUUGUUUAUCCUGAAAUUUUGUUAUAG
Molecule: messenger RNA, 1320 nt
Organism: Camellia sinensis
Lineage: Eukaryota; Viridiplantae; Streptophyta; Magnoliopsida; Ericales; Theaceae
Source: RefSeq, a predicted model, not a curated record